AUGUUACUUACAUUUCUACUAGCGGUGACAUUUUUAUUAUCCGGCUAUCAAGUAUUUGCAUCUCCAGGUGACGACUUAUAUGCAUUUCUGGACUGUUUAUACCAAUGUGAACAAAUAACGUGUAACAAGAACCCUUACUAUAUUAUCCAAGAGGAGUAUGGUCAAGAAUUGCAAGAGCAAGGAAUAGAGUUGAAUUAUUAUAAUCCCACCUGGCAUUUCGAUGCGAUACCCUUGCCUUUAUAUUUGAGAUUACUUGGCUGGACAUGUGAGCUGAAUUGUGAUUACCAGUGCCAAAGAAUCAUCACUUACGAAAGAAGGAAGAACAACGAGGAGAUUUUUCAAUUCCAUGGUAAAUGGCCGUUCAAGAGAGUUUUUGGCAUUCAAGAAUUAUUCAGUGUUAUUAUGUCAAUUGGCAAUUUCUACGUUACUUUCCAAUAUGGGUUCAAAAAAAUUUUGGCAAUAUUGAGGAAUAAAAACUUACCUUAUGGACAAAAACAACAACAUGUUAACAUCUUUAUCAUAACUUUAGUCACGAUGUCAGCUUGGAUAGCAUCUGCUGUAUUUCAUACUCGGGAUUUCCCAGUAACGGAGCAUUUGGAUUACUAUUUAGCAGGGGCAACGAUUCUUUCGGGAUUCCAUGCAUUGGGAGCAAGAUUGUUUGAAUUAUAUCGACGAGAUAAAGCUUUUUGGCGUUGGUUCUUUUCGACAUUAUGUCUAGCAGCAUAUGCUUAUCACGUACAAAGACUAUACCGUGAUUGGUCAUAUACUUACAAUAUGAGAGCAAACAUAUUUAUUGGAUUUUGCCAAAAUCUCUUUUACUGUCUUGUUGUUUAUAAGUUAUACAGCAAGUACUAUAAUAUGGAGCAAAGUGAUGGGCAUUCUAUAAACUUGAAUCAUUUGUAUUAUAUCGAUUUCAAAAGGAUGAUAUUGCCUAGUUUCUAUUCAAGAAGUGCCAAAUUAUACACAUUGUAUCCAGCAAUGUUGUGCACUAUUGUACUUGUGGGCAUGACAUUGGAAAUUAUUGACUUUCCUCCAAUUUGUAAAGAUUUGGUUGACGCCCAUGGUUUAUGGCAUUUGGUGACUAUAGUACCAGUCUAUAUGGGAUGGUACGAUUGGUUGAUAUGGGACGUGAAUGAAAAUGUAUGGAACGAUAUACAAGAAGAGGAUAGAAAGAAAAAGGAGUAG
Molecule: messenger RNA, 1185 nt
Organism: Lodderomyces oxycetoniae
Lineage: Eukaryota; Fungi; Ascomycota; Pichiomycetes; Serinales; Debaryomycetaceae
Exons: 1
Coding region: 1-1185 (394 amino acids)
Biological process (GO): GPI anchor biosynthetic process
Cellular component (GO): endoplasmic reticulum membrane
Molecular function (GO): hydrolase activity, acting on ester bonds
Source: RefSeq, a predicted model, not a curated record